Molecule: messenger RNA, 4758 nt
Organism: Amoebophrya sp. A25
Lineage: Eukaryota; Dinophyceae; Syndiniales; Amoebophryaceae
Source: the annotation of a GenBank genome assembly
GUAAACUCGAAUUCGAGAUUGUCUAUGCAGCAAAAAGCACCCACUGAAGCCAUUCUAUUGGAUUUUUUGUGAGUGAAGAUUCAGAGGACAUGAAGAUGGAAGUGCCGCUUUAUCGUGUCUGGGAAAAAGAGCGUUAGAAAGAGCAUCCCAUGCUCACAGCAUUUGAGUGGUUCCGAUUACCGGCUAUUAGGCACUUUAUUACGAAGGCCGCGGGAGUCAACAUGAAAAGCUCAAGUGGAAUAGGCGGAGUAGGAGGUGAUUCUGGUUCGCGCAUGGGCAUGCUGCGUAGCUCCUACUGUGCGACGUACGCCUUGCGGAGUUUGGUGCACAUUUUUGCGUUACUCACUGCAUCAAGUACUAGGUAUCAUUUGCUAGGCGCAUCCGCCCAAGCUAGCGAGAAAAAGGUGUCCGUCAGGGAAAGUUUUUUUGACUCACCGAUUGAGAAAUUGGAAUGGGUAGGAGCAAAUAACGAAGUCACGCUUGCACUCACGAAAAACGGUCGACUCCACCGCAGCGGCGACGGCGGAAUAGCAUGGGAGGACAUUACCCCGCAAAUCGCUGCGUUAUUAUGUAAUCAAUCUAUUAAAGCACUUGAUCUAGUACUCUUCUGAGUGUUUCUCACUCGCGUAGUAGAGACUCAGCCUAAUUCAUCUACCUGUCGACAAGCAGGGUUUAGUUGGGAAAUCGGCAUGCGCAAGCAGACGGGAAGAAGUCCUCUCAGCAGGCUAGAAGAAAUCCGUUCCCUCCCUUCAUAGUUCGACACUGAGCGCGGCAGGGCGAGUGCCGCGGAUCUGACCUUCGACACCUACGUGGUGCAUCCCACGAGCAAAACCUACGUACUGGCGGUAGGGUCCACGAGGUCACACUUCGUAUCUGCCGACUCUGGCAGAACUUGGCGCAAAUUGCGGCACAGAUCGACGAUCCAUGCCUUUACUUAAGGGCAAUCACAAGUAGUAUAUUGAAGGUUGUUCGUUUCAUUUCCUGUCUCUCGUCUCAAACGGAUUUAACAUGCCCAUGCACUUGUACCGGACUGACAGCCAGGGGAUCUCCAAUCAAAAUAUGAUUAAUAUACUUCCAGGAUCUGAAGCGAGAUGUUUCAGGUCGCCAACGAUCCGCAAUCUGGCGAGAGGGCUUCUAAUUUUCAUUCCAUCAGACGAGGGGCAACUGGGCGCUUCUCACAUCAUGGACCGAGAGCUGCAAGGACAAAAGCGUAGCCGGACCUUGCGUUCAUAAUCUCUUUAUCACGAAAGAUCUGGGUACUAUUUUUUGUAGCAAGUAGAAUGAUUUUGCAAAUUUGGCACAUAGGAGUUAUAAUUGACGUUCUUCCGCCUACCCCUACGAGUAAAAAUGCGAGGGGUGCCCUCUUCUACUUAUAAUAUAGUGAGCUCCCGUGUACGGUGAAGAUUCACGCUAUAUUGAUGGUUGGUUUGAGAGGCACAACCGGAGAACGGCAGAAGUAAUCUCCCUUUUUGCAGGUGUGACGUUUAACUUGGUGACAUCGUAUGUUGUGCAGUUUGCAUGGGGGGAGCAAGAAAGCAGUCAAGAUCGGAUCUUCUUCUCACAUUUUAACCAAAAGAGUGGAAAUCAGCCGAAACUUUUGGCGUGGUCUUCGGGUGUGGAUUUUUGUAGCACCGACGACUUUGGAAAAAGCUACACGACUCGGGUAUCAGGCGGCAAUAAAUUCGGGUUGUUCCCAAAUUACAUUUUUGUAGCCAAGCUCGACAACGCAGCGACGCAGAGUGUGGCAUUACUGGUAUCAACCGAUGGCGGAGAGCAAUGGGGACAUGCGAGAAUAGGAGAACCAUGUACUACUUACUGCUGGCGCAGUACUGGAGUAGUAUGUCAUGCGAACAACUCUGUCCCUCAUUUCUACUGGAAAUAAUCUUUCGUUUUUGUGGUCUAAGGUCUACUUGCCAAUUUUUACUAAUUUACGAUCCUGCUGUUGCUGCGUAAUUAUCUGAUUGAUCUCAACAUCGGAGUUUACUGUAAGUAAUGAGUUCGUCAUGUUUUUUCGAAUUUUUCGUUCUCAGUGGAGGAGAAGUCGUACACGAUACUGGAUACGAGCGAGAAUGCGGUUGUUAUCCAUGUUAAUCACGGACAUGUGAACGACGUCGAAAUCGGACACAUAUACGUGUCAGACCAGAGCGGUUUGCGCUAUAUAAAGUCUUUAUCAGCAAACAUUCGCUCUGCGGACGGGACAUGUGAUUUCGAUCAUGUAGGUGGGGUUGACGGCGUUUACAUGGCGAAUCAACUGGAGACAGACAACCAGCAUGAGACUUCCGAAGGAGAGGACGCGGAAGAAUCGACAAACAUAGCAGGUGGAACAGCAGGGAGGGGAAGAAAAGUUAGGCACCCACUUCAUCUUUGUUGAUGUUUUACGUAUAUUUACUAGAGCUGCUUUUUCUACGCAGGUCCAGAGUAGGGCACUGUGUAAUUACGAAGUAAAUGCUCGAUUCUACUAAUGACUGCCAUGAACACAAUUCGGCAAGGCAACUGUUUAUCUGAAUGGUAUAUUGCAGGUACAUUUGAAACCUUCAUCUCUUCUUGGUGACAUUCUUCUAAGCAUCCAGGAAAGAGCGAGUCUCGCAUCCGCACAGUCAUAUCUUUUGAUAAGGGGGGCAGCUGGAGCCGCAUUACUCCACCAGAUUUCGAUUCCCUAGGACAGCGAAUUACGUGCCAGACGGCAGAGUGCUCAUUGCAUUUGCAUGGGCCUACAACUCUAGUGAGUGCCAGCAAUUUUGUCCCUUUUUAUUCGAUGCCAAGUGCAGCAGGAAUAAUUUUGGGAACGGGCAAUAUUGGGCAAUACCUGCGCACCGAAGACGCAAAUACGUAUUUUCUUAGGUUUCUUUCUAAUUCUAACAGAAAGGCAAAAAAAGGCCUAAGAAGCACGCUGUGGUGUCCUUAGGAAAACUCUCUUAUCUAGUAUUAACCGGUUUUUUUAAUUUCAACUUUUUCAUCAAUAUCCUCAGAUACAUUUCGAUUGAUGGAGGUUUGACUUGGAUAGAAGCGCACAAACGGCCGUACAUAUACGAAAUCGGGGAUCAUGGUGGUCUGUUGGUGAUGGCUCCAAGCACGAAGAAGGCGCGUGAGGUGAUCUUCAGCUGGAAUGAGGGUACUUCUUGGUUCGAGUUUGAGUUAUCGCGAACGCGGAUGGAGGUAGACAACAUUGUCACGGAGCCGGACAGCGUGUCCACGUCGUUUCUGGUUCACGGGACGCGUGGCACGAGCGGAAUCGUUUAUCACCUCGACUUCGGCUCUCUUGGAAUGCCGACGUGCGCCCACCCGGAAAGCGCGGGAUCUGUGAGCAGUGAUUACUACAAGUGGACUCCAUCUGACGGUCGCACAAGAAAAUGUCUCCUUGGUCGCGAGCAGACAAUCAUACGCCGCAAGCCGACGGCCGAAUGCUUUAAUGGCGAAAAGUUCGAGCGACCUGUCUUCGAGCGCAAUUGCGAGUGCAGGCCGAUCAAUUACCAAUGUGAAAUGGGUUUUACAAGACCAGUGUUGAACGACCUCGGCAGCCAGUCGGAUCCCUUGCCCUGUGUGUUAGACAACGCAGACCUCGCAACUCCGGAAAAUUGCGAUGUGUAUGGCAAGAGUCCUGUAAUCAAGUCUUAAAACAUCACGAGAGCAACGAUCUAAGUGCAAAAUACAGAUAGAAAUUGAGUGGCAAGUCGAUUUCGCAAGACAGACUUCUAAGAUGGAGGGCGGAUGGUUUGGGUGACCGCCUACCGAAAAACACCAGGCGACACGUGUGAAGCUGGGUGGCAACCAGAGCAGGUACAAAUAGCGUGUCCGGCCGGGCGGUCAUCGUGGGCAUCUUCACCCUUUCUGAGGCUUGUUAUGCAGAUCAUUAGUAUCCAUUCCGAGUAUUAGGUCGUAAUUCGUAUCCACAUCAUUGAUGCUAGAUUAAAGAAAAACAUGCUCGUCCUUGUUCGCCAUGGCAUGAUGUGGCUGCGCAUUUGCAAGUCAAACGCAAAAGUACGUGGCAUUUUUAGCAUUAGUGUCCCCUCUGUGGUUCAUGUCGGUCUCCAGCACCAUGCACUAUGGGAGUAGCACCUAAUAUCCCUCCUUUGUUCUUCAUUUCGCCGGUGAUAGGUUUGGUGUUGUAUUUCUUUCGCUGGUCGCGGGACGCGGUCACCGUCAUCUGCAGACAGCUUUAUUACAAGAUUCGGCGGACGAUGGAGGCGGACAAUCGAGUAGGUUUUGAGAACAUUAAGUACGGACAGAUCAAUAGUAUGGACGCUUCUCCCGAAAAUGCGCUCGAGUCUGUCGGAGAUAGGUGGGAUGCUGGGUAAUGAACUUUAACUUCUUCUGUUCAAUGAAUUGUGCUUUAGUUCUUUUCGGUUAGUCUGAACAUCGACAGUCCUGUUCUUCUCCUGCGGAAAAGGAUUUUCUUUCGCGUUGAUAUGACCAACGAAUGCUCGCUUUUACAAGUUGUUCGUGUUUUUAGCUUCAACGAUGUUCAUAUGCUUCUGCAACAGCAACGAUAAUUCUCCUACGUUCUAUAACAGGAACGAUGAGGAUUUUUUGAACGACGAAGGGUUCCAGCAGAAUGCGCCGGCUCUUAUGCAAUACCUACAGGACGAGUCGCCGAUAAAAAUGAUCUCAGGAGGACUGGAGACGGCGGCAGAAAGUAUUCCGCGGUUAGGAGCACCCUCAACAAGCAGAGAACGGAAUUCACCGCACAAGAUUUCGCUCACUGCAGGUCUCGAGGAUUUUGAGCCGUCGGAAAAGUCUUCGUUUGAUGACCUUUUGUAG